GGAGCGCAGCCAGCCCGGCUCACCCCAACCCCGCGCGCACUCUCGCCGGUUCCCACCCAGCCCGGCGUUCCGGGGGGAGCUCCGCGCAGCCCGCCGCGUCUGCCCGCGGGGAGAGCCGUCUCCGUGCGCCUGGCUCCCGUGCCCCGUCCACCCGCCGUGUGCUUGGUCUUCCGUCCUCUCCCGGCCCUUCGCUUGCGGACGGGGCUGACCCGGCCAGGCGAGCGUCGGACCCCAGGCUGCGCGCCCAGGUCCAGUCCCGGCCCCCUGCGCCCCGCCCCUGCGCGCCGCUCCCCGCGAGCUCGGACGGGAAAGUGAGGGCGGCUCCGGGGGACCGCGAGGCUCGGGCCGGGAAGCCGCCUACUCGCCGCGCCCGCCAUGGCUUCCACGGCCACCUGCACUAGGUUCACCGACGAGUAUCAGCUCUUCGAGGAGCUCGGAAAGGGGGCAUUCUCAGUGGUGAGAAGAUGUAUGAAAAUCCCUACUGGACAAGAGUAUGCUGCCAAAAUUAUCAACACCAAAAAGCUUUCUGCUAGGGAUCACCAGAAAUUGGAAAGGGAAGCUAGAAUCUGCCGUCUUUUGAAGCACCCCAACAUUGUGAGACUUCAUGACAGUAUAUCAGAAGAAGGCUUCCACUAUCUGGUGUUUGAUUUAGUUACUGGAGGUGAGCUGUUUGAAGACAUAGUGGCAAGAGAGUACUAUAGUGAGGCCGAUGCCAGUCAUUGUAUACAGCAGAUUCUAGAAAGUGUAAAUCAUUGUCACCUAAAUGGCAUAGUUCACAGGGACCUGAAGCCUGAGAAUUUGCUUUUAGCCAGUAAAUCCAAGGGAGCAGCUGUGAAACUGGCAGACUUUGGCUUAGCCAUAGAGGUUCAAGGAGACCAGCAAGCAUGGUUUGGUUUUGCUGGUACACCUGGAUAUCUUUCUCCAGAAGUUUUGCGUAAAGAUCCUUAUGGAAAGCCAGUGGAUAUGUGGGCAUGUGGUGUCAUUCUCUACAUCCUGCUGGUAGGGUAUCCACCCUUCUGGGAUGAAGACCAACACAGACUCUAUCAGCAGAUCAAGGCUGGAGCAUAUGAUUUUCCGUCACCAGAAUGGGACACGGUGACUCCUGAAGCCAAAGAUCUCAUCAACAAAAUGCUGACCAUCAACCCUGCUAAACGUAUCACAGCCUCGGAGGCUCUGAAACACCCAUGGAUCUGUCAACGUUCUACUGUUGCCUCCAUGAUGCACAGACAGGAGACUGUCGACUGCCUGAAGAAGUUUAAUGCUAGACGGAAACUGAAGGGUGCCAUCUUGACAACUAUGCUGGCUACGAGGAAUUUUUCAGCAGCCAAGAGUUUGUUGAAGAAACCAGAUGGAGUAAAGAUAAACAGCAAAGCCAACGUGGUAACCAGCCCCAAAGAAAAUAUCCCCACCCCAGCGCUGGAGCCCCAAACUACUGUAAUCCACAACCCUGAUGGAAACAAGGAGUCAACUGAGAGCUCAAAUACCACCAUUGAGGAUGAAGAUGUAAAAGCACGAAAGCAAGAGAUCAUCAAAGUCACUGAGCAACUGAUUGAAGCUAUCAACAAUGGAGACUUCGAGGCGUACACAAAAAUCUGUGACCCAGGCCUUACUGCCUUUGAACCUGAAGCUUUGGGCAACUUAGUGGAAGGGAUGGACUUCCACCGAUUCUACUUUGAAAAUGCUUUGUCCAAAAGCAAUAAACCAAUUCACACUAUCAUCCUGAACCCUCACGUGCACCUGGUGGGGGACGACGCGGCCUGCAUAGCAUACAUCCGGCUGACACAGUACAUGGACGGCAGUGGGAUGCCAAGGACAAUGCAGUCGGAAGAGACGCGUGUGUGGCACCGCCGGGAUGGAAAGUGGCAGAACGUUCACUUUCAUCGCUCAGGGUCACCAACAGUACCCAUCAAGUAAAUAUUCACAGCUAAUUUUCAGCAGUGCCAGCUCUGCAUUCUGUUCUCAAGGCAUCUGGAGGGUAACCCUAGGAUGUGCUCUCCUCCUCUUCAUGCAUGUUUCUGAGUGCAUGAAGUUGUGAAGGUCCUACAUGUAAAGCAUAUGUGAUGCGUCACCUUGUCAUAGAUUCCUUCCUACACAUCAUUUACACUCCAACUACCAGAUGGAUGGUCCAUGCAAACUGAAAUUACUGUUGGCAAACAAUAAGGAGAGGGCAGGCAAGAAAAUUCCACAAUGAUAUAAGUUCAAUUGAUUCAUGAAGUUUAUCUGUUUAAGCCAAGAUUUGAAAGAUUUAACUAAAAUCAUUGUUCUCUGGACGACAGUUUGUAAGAAAAAUGUAAAUCUUUCUAGAGCUCUGCCGUUAAUCUAUUUUGGCUUUUUGUUCUGUUUUUGGUUUUGUUUGUUUAUAGCAGCUUUGUACUAGCUCAUAACUGGAAACACAGAUGUCCUUUAAAGGGGGAAUUCUUAAACUGACACCUCCAUAGCAAGGAACAUAGGGAACUUGGCAAGGAAAAGAGAGUGAACUGUUAACACAUGCAGCACCCUGGGUGGGUCUCCAAAGAAUUAUGCUGCGAAAAGCCAAUCUUGAACAUUUAUAUACUAUAUGAUUUCAUUUACUUAACAUUUUAAAUGGCAAAAUUAUAGGAAUAAAGAACAGAUUGGUGGUUGCCAGGGGUGUGGGGCCAAGGGCAGAAAGGAGUGAGUGGCUGCAAAUGGGCAUCACAACAGUCCUGGUGAUGGCAACAUUCUGUAUCCUGAGUGUAUUAGUGACAAUAUUGUGGCUGUGAAACUGUACUGUAGACUUGCAAAUUACUACUGGGAGACAAUGAGCAAAGAGGACAGAGGCUCUCUGACCCAUCUUCUAACUAUAAGUGGAACUACACUUCAAAAUGGAAAAAAUUAAAAGAAAACAUAUAUGGCAAAAAAAAAAAAGGUACUUGGAUCUGAAAGGAUCAGAAUCUGAGAACCGUGUACCCUAAGAGAGGGUACACUUCUGUAUUUAGUGGUAAAGUCCUGCCUCGGUUUUGUCAUGAAAUGGAGCCAUGUGGGUCUGUGCGAGUCCAGGUGCAUAGGUGUAUUCCUCAAGCGCUCAUGUCUGGGUGCUCGUCACUGUGCAUCAAUUGUUGCUUGCUGCUUUUUUUUUUUUUUUCACAUGCAGAGAAUUUGCAUUUAAUACAGUUAUUAGCACCAUAAUUGCACAAAAUCAUGUUUUUUGGUUUUUAAGGCAAAAUAAUAUACCUUCAGUUUCCUGGUGAAAUCCUGGUAAAAAUGAUGACUUUUAUCUGAAAGUUCUGAUGUUACAUAAGUGAGUGGUUAUAUAGGUAAAAUCCCAUGUGAAUAUAGAAGCAAGAGUCAGUUGAUGAACUACCAUCAAAGCCAUGUUCUGGGUCAAACCAUGUAAAUGGGAAGAAUUCACAUCAUUUACAAGUCUGAUCAUGGACACGAAGCUCUAGGAACUGCCUGAUUUUUUUUUUUCCUUCCUCAACUCUGUGUCCUGUUCUCUUUGCUUUACCCCAUCCCCUUGCUCCUUUCCUCUGCUUUUCUUUUUUAUUUUCUUUGGUUUCUCCAUCCUUUUCAUUAUUAUCUUUCUUUCUUUGGUGGGUAGUAUAUAAGAAAAGAAUAAGUGAGAUUUGCAUAAUGAAAGUAAAAUGAAAAUCAAGGCCUUUUGGAGGGAGCAAAACUAGCACUUCCGUCAUUUUCACAAAAUUGAAGAUUUUAUCAAAAGGUUUUUAAUUUAGCCUAUGCUCCCACUUGUACUAGUUAUCCUAACCAUGUUAAAAUUGCAGGAACUAACUGUUAGGCUAACAGCAGUAUGCCUCUGCUGUAACUUUCUGGAUCUUACUGACUGGGGAAAUUUCCAGAAGACAAGUGGAGCGUGACCAGGGUUCUGUGCAAAGGGCUGGUCUGAACCUUGUGGAAUCCUGCUCAUGUCAGUAGCUAGCAUUCUCAAGUUGAAGAGCUUGGUCAUGCUUCCCAUUCUCAUAUGCAUUGUAUACUGGAGCUUUGUGACUUGUGAUCUUUUAGCUUCCCUCCUCAGUCACAAUAUCGUUGUUUUUCCCCAAGGAGUUAGGACUUUCGAAGUAAAGCAAAAGAAAAGGGAAAUGCCCAGAUUUUCUUAGCGCUUCCCGUGUCUUCUUUGUUAGUUCAGUUUCUGUGAGACUGUUUCUCUGCCCUGAAAUGCUCUGUACUGCAUGGAGUUCCCAUCAGCGUUACUUUAGCUGUAGUUACCCACAGUUCUUAGAAGCCUGUUUUUAAAGCAGAAGGGAAACAAAUACAAGACACCCCCCUCUUUUUUCUCACUUUACCUUUCAGUGUUGAUUGCUUAUCAUUUUAGAUAUUGUUGCUAGUGAAUGUAUGGUAGAUGGGUUGAAGCUUUUCUGACAAUUAUUACACAAUUUAAAACAACAUAUAUUUAAAGUAAAUAUAUACAGUCAACGUAUUGAGCUGUGUUAACCUGCCAGUGAGAUCUGUGAAAAAGUGAUGGCCUCAAUUUUCCCUUCUUAACUUCGUUUACCUUUCUGUGAAGCGGCUCUCCGUGGCACACAUAUAUUUAAAAAUAAAAAAAAUAGGGGUAGAGGGGGUUGUGGUUUUUUUUACACUUGUAACUUAGCAUGUGUGUGGUGUUGAAGCAUUGCUAUAGAUCCCAUAUGUCUCCCACACCAAGACGUAAGGAAAUUGUGAUUGGUUCUCCCCACCACAGUUAAUUACACAUUCAUCAUCUUCUAUCAUUUUGAAACACUGCAGUUUACCAUAGGAUACUGUAUAUAUUUCUUACCAUAAUGGUAAAUGACUGAUUGGUAUAUUUAAGAGUUAAUAAAUUUGUGAUUUCUGCCAA
Messenger RNA from Nannospalax galili (Upper Galilee mountains blind mole rat), 4789 nucleotides. RefSeq names its product calcium/calmodulin dependent protein kinase II delta (gene Camk2d). The transcript has 20 exons. The coding region runs from base 376 to 1914 and encodes 512 amino acids. The record is from RefSeq and is a predicted model, not a curated record. Gene Ontology annotation, cellular component: neuron projection; cytoplasm. Gene Ontology annotation, biological process: protein phosphorylation. NCBI's taxonomy places the organism in Eukaryota, Metazoa, Chordata, Mammalia, Rodentia, Spalacidae. Gene Ontology annotation, molecular function: calcium/calmodulin-dependent protein kinase activity; calmodulin binding; ATP binding.